Lotus japonicus is the source of this 903-nucleotide messenger RNA. RefSeq lists its product as uncharacterized. The record is from RefSeq and is a predicted model, not a curated record. Gene Ontology annotation, molecular function: nucleic acid binding; zinc ion binding. The transcript is spliced from 3 exons. NCBI's taxonomy places the organism in Eukaryota, Viridiplantae, Streptophyta, Magnoliopsida, Fabales, Fabaceae. The coding region runs from base 1 to 903 and encodes 300 amino acids.
AUGUUGGCUGGCACCAUUGGGCAAGGUCAGCAGGCAAAUGCUGGAAACCAGAAUCAGGAUGAAUUUCGUGCUUUGGGGAAGUUUCAGAGGAACAAUCCACCAACCUUUGAAGGAGCAUACAACCUUGACAAAGCACAGGCAUGGCUGAAAGCAAUUGAGAAGAUCUUUCGAGUCAUGAAUUGUACUGAUGCGCAGAAGGUGCAGUUUGGCACCCAUAUGCUUGAGAAAGAAGUUGAAGAUUGGUGGGACAGCACUGUUCAGAGGUUUGAAGGUGAUGGGAUGGAGAUUACUUUGGAUCUUUUUAAGGGUACAUUUCUGGUGAAGUACUAUCUAGAAGAUGUGCGUGGAAAGAAGGAAAUUGAGUUUCUUGAACUGAACCAGGGUAAUGGAACUGUGGCGGAGUAUGAUGCAAAGAGUAGGAUCUAUGAUGAGGAAAGCAGGGAGAGUGCUGAUCAAUACAAGUCUUUGAAAGAGAAGAAAGAAAAGGGGCAAUUCAGAGGAAAACCAUAUGGGAAUCCUGCUGAUAAGGGUAAACAAGAAGCUGGUAAUGACAAGAAGCCAAGAGGGGGAGGAGCUCCUAAUCCGGUUAGGUGCUACAAGUGUGGUGUUGAAGGACAUCGAUCUUCUGAGUGUCCCAAUUCGGAGGUGAAAUGUUUCAGUACCAAGUGUGACAAGCCGAAGAAGGAUCAGACGAGAGGAAAGGUGUUUGCUUUAUCUGGUGUUGAGACUACAGCUGAGGAUAGACUAAUUCGAGGUACGUGCUUUAUCAAUGGUACAUCUUUGGUUGCCAUUAUUGAUACGGGUGCGAUGCAUUCUUCAUUUCUUGGGAGCUUGAGAGUAAGAUGGAAGAAUCCUACCCCGAGUUAUUCGUUUAAGAAAAUUUUUGAGGGCGAAAAUUCUUAA